AUGGAAGAGUUGAAAUUUCACAAGGAAAUUGAGAAUAAAUUAGACAAAUUGGUCGGAAUGUACAAGGAUGACCCGCUGCUAGAUGGAGAUUUCAAGGAGAGGAUCAUCAACAUUAAAACAUCGACGGUUCCACUCGACGGUUUUCCAAAUACUCCAUCCACUGCUAGCAAAAAUACUACCAACCACGUUCUCAAUGAUUUGGGAUUCAGUAAUAACCAAACAAAUCUUCAUGUUUUUACGGACCUGGGUGAUAAUUCUAAUAGAGGGUCGUAUUCAGUAUGGCAAAAAAAUCCGAACCCUGCAGAUCCCCUAAUGUUCAACUACCCUCCCCCGUUCACCACCCAAAAACAAGAUCCGUUCUUUACCCCAUCCCAAUUCCACAUCGACCCACAAAUGACGUCAUCAUUUAAAACCCCAAACUACCCGUCAGCAUUUCCAUUCAUACCCCCACCACCUGUCAAUCAAUUUCAGCCAGCGUCAUCAUCAUUUGGCGAGAUGAACAUGUUCCCGAGUUUAAUGACCUCUCCAACUUUGAACACAUUCAAGACGCCAGUAUUCACAACACUCGACAUACCUCAAUCCACUUUUAAAUUCUCAAACUCCCUUCCCGACCUGAACGUCAACAGUGCGGUCAGUGGCUACUACAGCGACUACACCAGCCACAUGAAGACCAGUCCGUCUCUAUACAACUACACAGAAACCUACUCAAACCCAGCAAAAGAUAAGCACGUGACUUAUGAAAGCAAUCUAACGGUCAACCCUGACGGAAAUGACGUCAGAAAUUUAUUAAACGUUGAUCAGUCGCUAACUUUCCGAAGGAUUUCUAGCCUGGGGAUUAGUAAUCAGCUCUCACAGCAAAUUUCGCUUCUGCUUAAUGAGUUGAAGAGACUGAAAGAGACUAACGCUAAGUUGUUGGAGCAGCUGAAUGGCUGUAGGAUGGAGCUGAAUGACGCAAAAAACAAAUUGGUCUUUUCAGAGAAUCAACUGCAAUCUCUGUCCAGAAAUGGGAAGUUGAAAGCAGCCAAUCAGGAAAGAGAUGCAGCCGUUGCUAGGGCUUCAUACUUAGAACAGAGGUUGUUGGGGUGGAGUUAUAUUGAGGGGAAAACUAAACAAAAUUUUUAUUGUUGGCAACAAUUUUGA
Messenger RNA from Helobdella robusta, 1140 nucleotides. RefSeq lists its product as hypothetical. The record is from RefSeq and is a predicted model, not a curated record. The transcript has 5 exons. NCBI's taxonomy places the organism in Eukaryota, Metazoa, Annelida, Clitellata, Rhynchobdellida, Glossiphoniidae. The coding region runs from base 1 to 1140 and encodes 379 amino acids.